Molecule: messenger RNA, 1618 nt
Organism: Dissoconium aciculare CBS 342.82
Lineage: Eukaryota; Fungi; Ascomycota; Dothideomycetes; Mycosphaerellales; Dissoconiaceae
Exons: 1
Coding region: 249-1448 (399 amino acids)
Source: RefSeq, a predicted model, not a curated record
CGCAUCCCAUUUUAUUUCCAAACAAAGAGAAUAUGUUCCAACGUAUGUCGGCCCGGAUCUCUGUAGCUUUCGCAAAUAGCAAGAAAGUAAUCACGUUUCCAUCAGCACGGUCGAAGUGAUAUGGCUGUAUAUAAAUGAGUCUGCCAAAGGUGCUUGUGAAUCCACUUCUCGCUGUUUCACCACUCAGUGUCACAAACAUGCUACAGGACGAUAUCUGAGUUGAUACUGCACGAUCUUUACGAACUUUUAUGAUGGCAGCACUACCAGAAGACGGUUUCAGAAACGACUAUAAUCAUAGCUGGUUCCCGGUAGCUUCAUCUGAUCUUGAGUUGACAUGUUUCAGCUACCCAGCUUCAGAUGAACAUCAUGAUAUGUUUCGCCAUAUUUCCAAGUCAAGUUUGAAGUGUGUCGAGGCAGAUGAUCAGACUAUCGAGCCCGACCACAACGAUCUCGACAGAACAAAUCACCCGGAUGUACAACAAGUCAAGCCAACCGUAUCCCCGUCCCUCGCAGCUGUUGAAAUAGAUGACAUCGUGUCAAUUCCUGCCUAUGAUGAGCAGUUCUCAACGAUUUUAGACGCCAGAAGGUACCUAGCCGACGAGGAGACUAGGAUGCUGCAGCUCGACCGGAUGGAUGACGUUUCGGAUGUGCGUGCUUCGCUUCAUAUGCAUUGUGCUCGACUAUUCACCGCUCUGACUGCGAACCCUGUUCAGGCGCCGGCAAGGUUCACCCCGUUCCAGAUCUUGUACUAUGAUAAGAACCAGGCUACCACGCUCACCGACGUCAAAUCGAGUGUUGUCGACAAUAAUGCACACGCAGAAGCGCGAGUCAUGGUCGUCAUUGAUGAGGUGAUGCAGCUACAUUCGUUGGGCGUUCCGCUUUCCUCAACCUCGUACACGAAAUCUGGAUCGAAGAACGGAUAUCGUUUGGACGAAAGCUUGAUAUGCUCCGAACGUGUCGAAAGAGUCAUCGAGGCCGCACAAAAGAACAAGUGCGUUGCGCAUGAUAUCCUCAACGACAGAGGGGUGAAAAACUUGGUACUGAACCCCAAGGAGUACCUGAAGCGAAAACAAGAGAAUGCGCGAGUCAACGCGAAAAAGUCGUACGACAAGUCGCAAGCAGGCAAACACAAUUCAUCAUUCGCAAACCGGUCCACUGAGCUUGCUUCCAACCGUAGAUACGGAGCUAAAGGGCAAAUAUACGUCAAGUCGAAUAUGAACUCUCCUCGUGGGCAAUCUGCGCGUCGAAGCACUGAGCGGGAGAUUGAGCAUGCUCUAAAUGUUCAGGUCCACGCACGUGCAGAUGAUCAGAUGCACCAGCAGGAGGUCGAGGAUGCGCAGCGAGCAUUCGCAUACCACCAGGUGCGGUCUGCUCAGUCCUUUCAGCAAGACGAGAUGGGUGCCUCGACAAUCCAGGACGGGAGUCGCAAACGUAUCAAGCGAGGAUGAUUCUGGUCAUGCUUUUUGUCUUCCAUCAAGAGUUUCGUAGCCUCCUGGGAGUGCGCCAUCCUGUCUGCCACCGAGGCACCUCAACGUUGGACGUGAAGUGGUAGGAGUGGAGGCAGUGCUGAUUAUCGCAAUGGGCUAGGGAGGACCUGAAAGUUAGGCCGUCUCCUGCA